GUAACGCAAUAGACCUUUUAGCCAAGAUGGAACACUUCUCAAAACAGGUUGAUUGUUGUUUCUAGCAAGGCCUGCCCCAGAAUACUCAGGGCCGUAGCAGCGCCUUCAUCAUCUGUCAUGGUAUGUCACAAACAGAAUGUAGGCUACGCCAAGUAAAGAUGGUAUUCUUCAGGCGCUGAUACACCUGCUGAUCCCUGUCGUUUUCUGUUACGACUCCUCGGACAUGCCUCAUGCUGUCUUCCGAUGUUAUAAGUAGAUGAAAUUAUCACUUGCGUAUUGAUCAUGAUGAGUACUUAUAUAUUGGCCGGGAAGGAUUUGGGCUCUCUGUUGUUUCCACCUUUCGUCGCCAUAUGAACUGGCAUGGAUAUGCUAUUAGUCCAAAUCAGCCUUCGUCGUCGUCCUCUAGACCAGUCAAUUCAUCUCAUCCAAUAAGGCCAGACCUCAACCGAAAAGAAAAAUGAUCGUCGCAAGAGCUCAACCCGUGCUCAUCACCAGCGUGCUCUUCACAAGUCUGGCAUUUGUGACAGUCUGCAUGCGCCUCUACGCCCGAGUGGUUCUUGUUCGGUAUGCAGGUGCCGAUGACUAUCUGAUGAUAGCAUCUGCGUGCGCAUCCAUCGGCUACAUGGUGGUUAUUAUACAUCAGAUCAAAUUCGGCCUCGGUACUCACCUCGAAACCAUUCCCCCAGAGAACGCCAUUCGAUUCUUCCAAUCCCUGUGGGCCACGAUUCCGGUUUACAAUCUGGCGCUCGUUCUGUGCAAGCUUUCCAUCGUCUUUCAAUAUAAGCGCGUAUUUGCCAUUACAAGUAUCCAAAAGCUUUGCAGCAUCACCAUCGGCGUCCUGGCGGUCUAUGGAUGCUGGACGGUUCUCGGCUCUACCUUCAUGUGUAUCCCCGUCAAGUUCUUCUGGGGUGAGGGAGAAGGCACCUGCAUGAAUCGAUUGGCCUUCUGGUUCUCCAAUGCUGCCUUGAACAUUGCGAGCGACCUAUUCAUAUUUGGGAUUCCACUUCCGCUUCUUCAAAAACUUCAGAUACCCAAAACGCAGAAGAUCAUAUUGAUGGUGAUUUUCGCUUUCGGUCUAUUCGUAUGCAUUACAUCCAUCGUGAGGCUGCGGUCUCUUCUGGAUAUUUCCGUUUCCCCUGACUCCUCUUUUGAUGGAGUCAAUAUUGCUAUCUGGAGCGGCGUGGAAAUCAACGUCGCCAUUAUCUGCUCCUCAGUACCUGCGCUCAAUCCCCUCAUCAAAGCAGCCUUUCCCAGGCUCCUUGGGUCCAAUGGGUCGACAGUUAAACAUACCGGAAGGUCUCACACUGGGUACUUGAAGCAUGAGAGCGAUCACCCAAUGCAGAGCAUGGCAUCGCAGACCAAGCCGACUGGAAUUAGGAUUGACCAGACCUAUGAGGUCCAUGUUGGCCAGGCAUGAGGUCAAUAUUGCAAGUUUGAAUAUAUUAUUUUAUUCAUCUUCGUGAACCAUUUCGCGACAGGUGCGCCAAUAUAAUUCAGUUCUCGCAUAGCCUGGUCGUCGACGAGAAUCUGCAUGUCCAUUGUUACUGGCGUGACCUGGUCGAGGAAAUGGAGUUCGCCUGGCUCUGUGAUGCGAGUGCAUAUGGGGUGUGAAUUGUUGUAUUGGGAAAGGAUGGCCAGGUCAGCUAUUCUGGCCUGGCAGAGCUCUU
This is a messenger RNA of Pseudomassariella vexata, 1667 nucleotides long. RefSeq lists its product as uncharacterized. NCBI's taxonomy places the organism in Eukaryota, Fungi, Ascomycota, Sordariomycetes, Amphisphaeriales, Pseudomassariaceae. The record is from RefSeq and is a predicted model, not a curated record. The coding region runs from base 458 to 1417 and encodes 319 amino acids. The transcript has 6 exons.